GUGUGUGCCUAAUCAGACUGAGAUGCUGUAGAGAGGUGGCAGCCUCCCUGCCUGACAGUCACCUCCACACUCCCCCUCCCUGCCUCUCCGAAAAGGAAAAGAAAAGCCUGGAGGUAGCAAUGCUGUGAUCCAGACCAGACCCGAGAAACAGCAUAAUGGGAUGGUAGAGUGGGAUAUUGAGGACGUGCCUGGAGUGUGAUACUUUGGGUGUCACUGCCAUCAGAAUGCGUUGGAUCAGAACAGGUCAUGAUAUCAAUGGAGCUCUUGAACCAUCAAAUAUUGACACCAGCAUCCUGGAAGAAUACAUUGGCAAGGAAGACUCACCAGAUAUCUCUGAUUUGGACUCCAUCACUGACAUCUCAGCCUCAGCUGGCUACCCUCAUGCUCAGCCUUCCAGCUCUGCCAGUGUGAAUGCAUCUCUCUCCAGUGCUGGUCAUGUGACUAAUGCUAUAACCAGUGGUACCCUCCAUCAUGCUCCCCCAAACACCCAAAUCCCAAUCCGACACAGUCUUCAUCAUGGCCCUCCAAGCACACAAGUUCCAAUCCGACAUGGUCCCCCUUUGCCUAAUCCAUGUGGACCCAGCUAUAGUGCUCACCUCAACUGCAAUAACAACAGUGGCAUGGUGGUGCCCAAGGGCUACCUCGGUGGACACUGCCUGAACAACAUUCCCCCACCAAUCAAAUCAGAGCUCAAGGCCUCCUACGCACCUGGCACUUUACCGGACUCUCCCCCGGACUCUGGAUCAGAAGCAUACUCCCCCCAGCAGGUGAAUGAUCCUCACCUCCUUCGAACUAUGACUCCUGAGAACAUGUGUCACAUGACUCCACCUUCGCGGCUGGAGCACCCGCCACCUCCACCACCACCUCCUCCACUCCCUCCACCAUCCCAUCUCCAGGGACCACCACCUCCACCGCCACCACCUCACCCACACCAGCAACAACACAACCAUCACUAUCCCAGCAUGCAGCGGGACAUGUACAUGAAGGCAGAACCUCUUCUGCCACAGUUCACCAUUGGACAGGGCAUCUCACCUGGGGAUCUUCACCACGCACAACAGUCACAGAUGCUUCACCAGCUACUGCAGCAACAUGGAGCAGAUCCCCACAGCCUUCCAGUGCACCCUGCCAAGAAGAGGAAACACUCAGAGUCACCCCCAAAUACUCUCAAUUCCCAGAUGCUCAAUGGGAUGAUAAAGCAGGAGCCAGGUACAGGGUCUGUGCCACUCAACCCUGACCGAGUCCAAACUCCUCCUUGGCACCAGCAGGGGCCACUUUCACCAGGUAUGAUCCAAGACAAUGACAGCUUGAAUGGCUCCUACUUGGAUCCCAACUACCAGUCUAUAAAAUGGCAGCCACAUCAACAGAACAAGUGGGCAACUCUGUAUGAUGUCAACUACAAGGAGCUACCAAUGCCCACAUACCGGGUAGAUGCAGAUAAAGGCUUCAACUUCUCUGUGGGUGAUGAUGCUUUUGUGUGCCAAAAGAAGAAUCAUUUCCAGGUCACUGUCUACAUUGGCAUGAUUGGAGACCCUAAGUAUGUCAAGACUCCCGAAGGCCUGAAGCCAUUAGAAUGCUUCUACCUGAAACUUCAUGGCGUGAAGCUGGAGGCCUUGAAUCAGUCUAUCAACAUAGAACAGUCACAGUCUGAUCGCAGCAAACGGCCCUUUAAUCCUGUCAUGGUCAAUUUACCUUCAGAGCAGGUUACAAAGGUCACUGUGGGGCGACUUCACUUCAGUGAGACCACAGCAAACAACAUGAGGAAGAAAGGCAAGCCGAAUCCUGAUCAGAGGUACUUCAUGCUGGUUGUGGCCUUGCAAGCUCAUGCCCAGAACCAGAACUACACUCUGGCAGCUCACAUCUCUGAGCGCAUCAUUGUUAGACAAAGGGCCGGUUCGGGGGUAAAACACAAACAGAGGGCGGACGGGGACCCCGGAGUCUGCAAACAAGCCUCUAAUCCAGGUCAGUUUGAGAGUGACAGCGAUGUUCUUUGGCAGCGUGCUCAGCUCCCUGACACUGUCUUUCACCACGGCCGAGUUGGCAUCAACACUGACCGCCCUGAUGAAGCCUUGGUUGUCCACGGCAAUGUGAAAGUCAUGGGAUCUCUUAUGCAUCCAUCGGACGUCCGAGUAAAGGAUGACAUCCAGGAGGUGGACACCACAGAGCAGCUGAAGAGGAUAUCCAAGAUGCGAUUGGUGCACUAUAAUUACAAGCCAGAGUUUGCUGCCACUGUGGGCCUGGAGAACACUUUUGAAACAGGUGUCAUUGCUCAGGAGGUGAGAGAGAUUCUUCCAGAAGCAGUGAAAGAUUCUGGAGAUAUGGUUUUUAGCAGUGGGAAGACCAUAGAGAAUUUCCUAGUGGUGAAUAAGGAGCGUAUUUUUAUGGAAAACGUUGGGGCGGUGAAGGAACUUUGCAAACUGACGGACAACCUGGAAAACCGGAUUGAUGAGCUGGAGCGCUGGAGUCACAAGCUGGCCAAGCUCAAACGACUGGACAGUAUGAAAUCAACUGUAAGCUCUGGAGCAUUCAGUCAAGCAGGAAGUCAGUUCAGCCGUGCUGGAAGCAUGCCACACAAGAAAAGACCCCCAAAAAUGGCCAGCAAGACCCCGUCUGUUGUCACAGAUCAAGCUUGUAUCAGCCAAAGGUUCCUUCAGGGUACCAUCAUUGCCUUGGUGAUCAUCAUGGCUUUCAGUGUGGUGUCCAUGUCUACCCUUUAUGUGCUAAGCUACCGCAAUGAGGAGGACUUGGUAGAUAUAGAGGGUUCUUUUGCUGUGCCUACAAGUUGCCUUCUGGCUCUCUUUCAGCACAGAGGUCCGGGCAUCCCAAUAGCUCUCUGUCCACGGACCAAUGACAACAUUGAUAAGAAUCAAAUCAUGUUUUCCACUGUGGCCUCCUCGAACACACCAGAAGAUGCACGCCCUUCACAGCAUGCCACAACACAUGUGCCUGAUUCUGCAUAUGGAUUGUCUGCUCAUAGUAUAGCUGUGUGCUUGAACCCACCUUGUUUCUCUGUUUGCUGUUCUUCUGUCCCCAACAAUAUGUCUUCUGCUGCAGUUUCUGAUGCUACCACCACAGUCACCGCCAACCGGACAGACCAAAGCCUUUUGUCACUCUUACCAGUGACCAAUAUCAAAGCCAAAUCCAGGGGAGUCACGGGCAAAGUGGCUUCUCAUACAAAGUGGCCAAAGACUUCAGAGCGAUCACGGGGCUUUGGCAGCCCCAAUGCCAGCCCAUCCUCCCCCUUUUCCCACAUCCAGGGCAAAUCCAAAUACAUUUCCAAUCUUCCUAUAUCAUAUAAUAACUUUCCUCCUGGAGAGUCACGACAGCGACGUGGCAUCAGCCAACCCGGCCCAGAGGGUUCUAGCACAGGAAGCACUAACCAAAAUGCUCCUCUUCUUCAAACCAUAGCACUUGUGGAGAGUAAUGUGGCCUUUGAACCCCAGGCCUGUGCUCCUGGUGUUGAAUGCAGGACAGGAAACAUCACUUAUCGCAUCCCCAUCAGCAAGUUUACCCCUGUGAACACAAACCUGACUCUGGAGAUGAAUACUUCUUUGGCUGUGUCUGCCUAUUUUUGCAGUCUUGUGUCCACCAACCCAUGUCAGGAUAGUGUUGUGAACACAGACAACUUCUCUGAUGCAGCAGACACCCAGACUGCAACAACCUACAGAUGGCCUGUGACAAUGCUGCCUUUCCAAGAGUUUACCUACCAUUUUCGAUUCACUAGCCCUGGCCAAGCAAACUGCAGUACUGAUGUGGAGCAGAGGGGUUUCCUCUUUACUGACUAUUACUUCCAGUUCUACUGGCUCUGUGAGUGAGUCUCAGGAGAACCACUGUUAUUUCACAGGAACGGAAAUGAGCCCACAAGACUCAUUGAACUGGAUGUUCCCUUCUAUGGACCCAAGCCCUAUCUUGUUGCUUCUGAUCUGUAAGCCAUUCCCUCUUGAGCUGGUUUGGUUCUUCUUUCAAGUGGUGGAAUGGUGGCAUUAAAAUGUCGUGCAACUUGGGGAGGAAUACGACCGCUAGGAAAACGCUGAAAGGCAGUUUCUUUUUGCUUGUUAUAGAAAAACGGCAUCUCUCUUCCCCCCCUCUUUAUUACACUGGAUUUGAAACAUUUACACUGGAUCGUGCUUGGGUUUGGUCCAUUACGACACCUCAGAACUGUAAAAUACAACUUGGCUGGGAAUGGAUCUCAGUACCCAGAGAAGCCAAUGAAGCAACUUGCUAAGAUAUUGGUAUCUCUUUUUCACAACACUAGGAGACCUCUUUUAAAUGAAGUGGAAACACUGGAUUCUUUCCAUAAAGGAACAUUGUGCCUGGAUGUAUUGCAAGUCAUACACUGGAGUUUCUGGCUUGGCUGGCAGCUAACCAUUUCUCUCUAAAUCUGUGCUCUGAAAAAGUCCUGACGACACUGGAACUUGUGAUUGACCGGUCAUUUUGAACAGCAAAUGCCAAUAGAAAAGCUACAGGAUUUACCUCUGGCUUUUUCCCCUCUAUUUUGCCAUAUAUUUACAUUCCAAGGGGAAGAAACCUCAAGAACUUUCUCAGGCUGGCUUGUAUUGCCCCCAAUGUGCCUUAUUUUUUCAGGGUUGGAUGACAAAUGCUUUUCAGAAAGCAUAGUAUGUUUUUAACCACUUCCUCUUAAACCAACUCAGAGCAAGCUUCUGGACUUUACCAUUGGAUUCUAACAACUAUGGUGUUUUGAUGCAGAUUGUGAAAGCCUUGAAAGCCCAAUACAUAGGGCAGAUCCAAAAGAGUGUGUGGCAAAGCCCAUGCUAAACAUCACCGUCUUGUGCCAAAGGCUCAGGAGAAGAGACCACCAGAAGAGGUCUACCUUAUGAUGACAAUAUCCAGACUGAAAAGAAUUUUGAUCCCCAAGGGGUCUAUGUCAGAAACAAACAGGAAUCCCUUUUCACUCCAGGCCUUUGGGUCUCUUUGAAAUUCUGAGGAUAUUGUGGGUAACUUACUGUUACAAGGUUUUAACUUGCUAAACCACUUUUUUUUUUAAUUGAGCUUCUUUAGUUAUUGAUUCACUAGCCUCUCAUAGGAAACCAAAAUGGGCUGGUGCUGAGCACCAGCCAGCACCCAGACUCUAAAUUGGGUUCUGGGACAAACCAGGACAGAUAUACCUGCACAACUAUUCAGCAUUUCAAGAUUUUACCCAGUAUUCGAAGAAGGGUGGCUAGUUGAGACUUCUUUUUAAGAGUAAAAACAGCUGCAUGGGUAGAAUAGGAAAUAUUAGCAAGCUGCUACCUUUUUCUAAUCCUGAAUCUGAUUUUAAAUUGACCAUAGAAAACCAAAAACCAAUAUGCUUUUGGGUGAUUCUUGUCUCCAAGCACAGAAGGAUUAACGUGGAAAGAACUCUGUUGAUGAUAGUUUAGGGUUUUUUUAAAAAAUGCAUUGUUAAAAAUUAUAUAAUGAUGCCUACAUUUCUGGAUGAAGCUGCCUAUUACUUGGUGCCCCAAGGUCAUUUCUAUUGUACAUAUGUGAUCUGGUUUGAAACUCACUGCUUCAUCUUGGUGACAGGAUAUGUUCAUGCCCCACUAGACUAUAGAAACUAAGACUCUUGGGGAGAAGGCAAAGUCAUGAAAGAUUCCUAAUUGUAUGCAUAUGAUCUCAGUGUCUGUUAGAGCUGCUCCUUGUGAUUCCAUAUGUUGAGCUCUUAGAAACAGUCAUCAAGAAAUGGGGCAACUAGGUUUAUAGCAUCACUGGAAGCAGUAGAUAUGGGCACUGGGGCCGCAAGCAGAAAUAAAUUAAACUACCUUGAUAAGGUAGAUUUUUUAUUCUUUGUGUCAGGAGCGACUUGAGAAACUGCAAGUUGGUUCUGGUGUAAGAGAAUUGGUCGUCUGCAAGGACGUUACCCAGGGGACACCCAGGUGUUUUACCAUCCUGUAGGAGGCUUCUCUCAUGUCCCACUUGAGAAGCUGGAACUGACAGGUGGGAGCUCACCUUGCUCCCUGGAUUCCAACCACCGACCUUUCAGUCAGCAGUCCUGCCAGCACAAGGGUUUAACCCAUUGUGUAACCUGGGGCUCCGAUAAGGUUGAUAAUAGCCUCUGACUUGACUACUUUACAUGAAAAGAUGUGCAAGUACAAUUGCUAAUUGUCACCACUGUGUGGCACUCCUUACACAAGACAGAACCAUAUCAUCCCUUGGCAGAAUGAAAGUGACUUACGGCACAAUUUGAUGUGAUAACAGAGAUCCAUAAUUACCUUCCCCUUUUAACAGUUAUUUUGGCACUAUGUCAAAUAACAUAAAAUGUCAGACUGGAAUAUGUAAUUUGAUAGUGGCAUGCAGUUGUUGUGCUCUUAAAUCAGCUUUGACUGCUGAAAAGCCUUCUGAGAGACCUCUGAGACACCUGUUAUUAGAAGCCCUGCUCAGGUCUUGCAACCUCAAGGCUGUGGCUUUCUUGACUGAAACCAUCUACUGGUAGUAGUCUUUUCCUACUGCCUUCAGUUUUACUGAGAGUUGUUAUAGACAGCAACAGCAUGUAACAAGAGGUAAAAAGUGGAAGACAGUUAUUUCAGAAGCUAAUAACACUUUAGCCAAGGCAAUUUUCUCUCUAUUUAAUUGCAAAUCAGAGAAGAACAAAAUCAGUUCAGGUUGCAAUCCAUGCUGGUUUUUCUUUAACCUCUUGAAGCCAGUGGAACGUCCUUUGAGUGAAUGUGCACAAUUAAGCAUCUCUUAAGAAAGUUGGGCCAGAAAUGCAGAACAGAUUUGGGUGUUGCCUAUGAAACAGCUUAUUACUGGCCAUUUAGCUGAGCAGGUGGAAUUCUCCCUUCAACAUUUUUGAAUUGCUAAAUAAUCCUAGAUAUUUCUAGGUAGAAUUCAUUAUGCAAUGAGUCUGCCUUUUCCAUCCAGAAAUUACUUUCUGCAGUAAGAAAAAUAAAUUGAUUGAAUGUGGUUAAAAACGGUCAGAUUACAGGCAUUAGACAAUUAUGUUAGCAUGCCCUGUAAAAUUUCAUGGAAAUAGAAUGGAAACUAAGAGCAACUUUUGUCUAAACCUGUUCUUAAUUAUUCCCAUCCUCUUUCUCCCAAACGAACACGCACAGUCUAAAUUAGGAGAGAGAACUGCUAAUAGAAUAAGACAAACAUAUUAAUAGGGGGUCCAUUUAUUGCCUUUGUCAGUGAUCAACAUUCCUUUUCUUUUAAAAAAUGAUUGAAAAGCUUUUUCGGUCUUAUCUUCCUGCUGGGUAUUCUUGUGAUUGAGUGAGUUCCUUUAACCAUUAUCCCUCCCAACAUUUACCUACAAAUCUCUUGGGGCACCAGGUUUAUUUAUGGCAAGCUGCAUCCACUCUGUGAUAAUGAUACAUGGAGAAAGUCUUAUGACUACUUCCUGAUAGGCAUUUUUUCCAAUACUCUUUUUGUAUUUUUCCAAUACUCUUGUGUUGCUGCAUAGCUGCUUGUUUGUCAGAUCCGAUUUAUUGUGCAUGUCCCCUCAACCUGGAGCUAUUUUUCCUGCUACAGCUCUGCCCCCAAAUAUGCAUUUUCAAUUUAUAAUGAUCACCCAUGAAGAUUCAGUAACAAAAACCAGCAUGCAAGACAGGCAUUCUGUAAUCCUUUAAGUAGUGUUUCCCAUUUUCUGGUGAUGAUGCUGAGACUGGCUCUCAGCACUCUUUUUACCCCCACCCCCCACCCCAGCCUCUGCUUUUGGAGCAGCCACCAUUUGAGUGAUGGAUUCAUAUAUUACUCCAAGGUUGACAGCCGUGCCCACAUUUCUAUCUAAUGAAAGAUUCUAGUAUCGCACAGGAAGCUUUUGUGAAUAAGCUCUUUUCCACUGUCACCAAUCAGCCACUUUCAUUAUAAAGAAUUCCUCCUGCCUGUUCUGGAGCUUCUCAUAAUAACCCAAGAGAGAGAGAGAGAAAUCUACCGGUUUCCGCUCACUAAAAUAACACUUGUAGCAGCUCAUAACAGAGGUGGGAGGGUUGGUUAUUCCUCUUAACCAGCAGAGGCAUCUUCAGCAUUUUAGGGCCACCUUUGCUGCUCUCCUUCCCAGCAGCAGAGGAGACUAGAAACACUCCAUUGCUAUGAACUGCCAAGAAAACAUUGGUACAGAACUCCCAGUGAAUAAGUACCACUGAAUUAAAAACAAUCUGGUGAGGACAUUCACAUUUUGACCUGACUAUCCCCUUGCCUGCUCCCCGGUGCAUUAUAAAAACCAGCCAUCCAUUUCCUUUCCUGUUUGGAUUAGGGCGAAGGCAGCAAAAACAUAUUGACAUCUGAAGCACAUUAACCAAUCAUGUUUUUCUUCUCCCAGUCUAUUGGUGGGACCUGAGAGAAGGGCUGUACAUAUAGCAAAGAUUUUCACUGAUCAAUUCACAUCAGUGCUGUCUCAGAGAAUCCAAUAUGCAUAAUCCAUAACAGUAGUGUUCUUUACGUCAGUUCUUUAAAUGGUUUUAUUGGUUUAAAACACUGUAACUUGUAUAGCACCUUUUUGUAUCUCAAAGUGCUCCACAGUAUUAUGUUGUUUUUUUGGAGGGGGGAGGCUGCCAAAAUAGAGGUUUCAUACCUCAGCUAGACUGCCAUCUUCCUUCUCCCCCUCCACUUGUGCCAUUUACAUACUAUCCCAAAAUAGUAGACUGAAGGAUGAAUAACUGGGUCUCUUCUUCAGGCUAACAGAGGGAGGGGAACCUUCCUGCCUAGCAGGGAAUUCUCUUUCAAGUUGGAACAUGUGAUCUUAACACAUUUUGGAACAAGGAUGGAUAUGGAGCCAACUUUUGAAGUACAGCUCUUUUGAGGGGCCAGGAAUCAUUUCUCAAAUGAACAUCCACAAGCCUCCUUAUGUCUCUUAUUAAAGCUUAAAGCCUGUAAAUAAAUUUUGUUCCAUCACUGUGAGCCUUAAUAAAAAGCACUAAUUUGAUUUGUUUAUCACAGCUUUAAUCACUGUAUAUUGCCCAUAAUUUCAGAGUCAUAUCCUUAGUAAGUACCUAUUAAGUUUUAUUGUUAUUUUGUUUUAGUGGAGACUUUCCUCCCCACUACCCACCUGUCUUUCUGACUUGUAUUUAUAUUUUGAGUUCUGGAGACAUGACUCCUCUACUUGUUUUGCUUAUCUAGACUUUUAUUCAUAAGAAAUGUACCUAUAUAAAUAAAUAAGUAUACUACUUUGUAUCCUG
Molecule: messenger RNA, 9107 nt
Organism: Anolis sagrei ordinatus
Lineage: Eukaryota; Metazoa; Chordata; Lepidosauria; Squamata; Anolidae
Gene: MYRF
Product: myelin regulatory factor
Biological process (GO): positive regulation of DNA-templated transcription; protein autoprocessing; central nervous system myelin maintenance
Cellular component (GO): endoplasmic reticulum membrane; nucleus
Molecular function (GO): sequence-specific DNA binding; DNA-binding transcription factor activity
Source: RefSeq, a predicted model, not a curated record